UGGACAGAUCAUAGUAACAGCCACUUAUACAUGCUAAUGGAGUAUGUAUGUGGUGGAGAAUUGUUCACCUAUUUAAGGAAUGCCGGGACAUUUUCCAACGACUCGGCUGCCUUCUACGCCAGUGAGAUUUUACUCUGCCUGGAGUACCUACACAGCCUUCAACUGGUUUACAGGGAUUUGAAGCCGGAGAACCUGCUACUGGACAAGCGAGGUCACCUUAAGAUUACGGACUUUGGAUUCGCCAAAAAGUUGGAUGACAGAUCAUGGACCCUAUGCGGAACCCCAGAAUACUUAGCCCCGGAGUUGAUUCAGAACAAAGGUCACAACAAAGCCGUUGAUUGGUGGGCUCUGGGAAUUCUAAUUUACGAAAUGCUUGCGGGUUAUCCGCCAUUUUAUGACGAAACCGCAAUGGGCAUAUAUCAGAAAAUUUUGUCAGGAAUUAUCGAGUGGCCCAAGCAUUUUGAUUUUGCCGCCAAGGACAUAAUAAGAAAAUUAUUAGCGCAAGACAGAACGAGAAGACUCGGAAACAUGAAGAACGGAGCGAAUGACGUAAAAAACCACAAGUGGUUCAAAAAUUUAAACUGGACGAAUGUCUAUGAGAAAAAAUUAGAACCACCAAUCGUCCCGAGAAUUCGCCACUUAGGCGACACUCGAAAUUUUUUUGACUAUCCAGAAGAGAACGUAAAGAACCAACAUCUCAAAUUUUCUGUAAGUUAUUAUUAUUAG
This is a messenger RNA of Helobdella robusta, 726 nucleotides long. RefSeq lists its product as hypothetical. The record is from RefSeq and is a predicted model, not a curated record. The annotation marks the transcript as partial. Lineage: Eukaryota; Metazoa; Annelida; Clitellata; Rhynchobdellida; Glossiphoniidae. Gene Ontology annotation, biological process: protein phosphorylation. Gene Ontology annotation, molecular function: protein serine/threonine kinase activity; ATP binding. The transcript has 8 exons.